Molecule: messenger RNA, 1609 nt
Organism: Cuscuta campestris
Lineage: Eukaryota; Viridiplantae; Streptophyta; Magnoliopsida; Solanales; Convolvulaceae
Source: the annotation of a GenBank genome assembly
AGUAACUAGAGAGUUUAGAUGAUAUUUUUUUGGUGGAUUAGGGUAAGGUGUUUGGUGCAACUUUGCAAGUACCAGCUUGAUACUGAUUGCACAAAAUUCCCAAUUUCCCACGGCUUCCCUUUAAAUCGGGGAGAGUGCAUAACUCCACGGAGGAAAACCUGGAAUCCGCUUAUUGAAGCCAAACUAUGUCCGCCUACGACCAAGCGGCAGCGGCAGCAAUUUCUCAGAUAGCACUAGCGGCGGACGGUGCUCUGCUUGGUCUUACCCUAGCAUUCGUUGCUGUGCGGAGCAUAUUCAAGUUUAGGGCUACCCGCUCGGCUUUGCACAUAAUCGAGGAAGCCCCUUUGGUUCGGGUUUCAGAUCUCCGCUCGCUCUUAGGCGCAGACAAAGAUUUAAACCAAUCCGAUGGAGGCAGGGUGGUCAUUGUCCGCGGCACUGUGGAGGCAAAGUCUUUCGUUGAAGGAAACUGGAAGAGCCUUGUGACUAACGUGCUUGUUGCUCCAGACUCGGGCGAGAAGGCUGUCAUUUUGCAGCGUACUCACACUUGUAUAUACAAUGAUUGGAAAGUGUUCAUGGGAUGGAACAGUGAUCUACUAUCACUUUUCUCAAGUUCUCGGAGAGUGCACAAGUCUUCCUCCAUUAGAAAGGUCCCCUUUGUUAUUGUUGAAGCUGGAAGGUGGUCACAAUCUGAAUAUGUUAAUGUUAAGCUGGAUGGAUCAAUGCACCCCCUACCACUUGUGACAGUCUACCAUCACUUGCAUCCAGUUAACGCCACUCCUCUUACUUUUCUCCAGGCACUUUUUGGUCAUCAGUACCCUGUUGGACUGCUAGAUGAAGAAAAAAUCCUGCCACUUGGGAAGGAGAUAACUGCAGUUGGCAUUUGCAGCUUGAGUAGUGGAACUCUAGAGAUCAAAGCAUGCAACUAUCUUCCCUUUUUCAUAUCGGAUAUGACCAAGGAUCAAAUGCUUGUAGAUCUUGCAUUUAAGACAAAAAUUUUGCUAUGGAGUGGGAUUGUAUUCAGCUCAGUUGCAAUUGGUAUCCUAAGCUAUGCCGCUGUAAGGGAUUAUUCGAGAGCUUAUAACUUAUUUUGAACUCCAAAGAUGAAAGAAGUUGUUUGUUCUGUAUGGAUGAAUAAUGAAUUGGAACAGAUGGAAAGUAUGGAGACAGCAGAGGCAGUCUCAAUCUCAACAGCAGAAUAUUGAUUCGGAUCCUCAACUUGCAGGAGAUGAGGAAACUGGGGAUGUUCCGGAUGGUCAGCUGUGUGUCAUUUGUCUUACAAGAAGGAGACUUUCUGUUUUCGUGCCAUGCGGGCAUCUUGCGUGUUGCCAACGGUGUGCCUUGUUAGUUGUACGGGAUUCAUCACCCAAAUGUCCAGUUUGUAGGCAGGCCAUUACAAAUGCCGUGAGGAUGUACGAUUCUUGAUUGCUACUGACACGUAUGCUUUUUGGUAACUAGCACACUACUGCCUAAUGUCUAUCCCUUUAAAAAAAAAUAGAGUUUAGAUUUUACAAAAUAGUAUCACUGGUUCGGUGCUCGAUCAGUUCUGAAAAUUAGCCAUUUCACCAGGUUAUUUAUACUAAUUUGAGGCUAAUAAUCUGAUACAAAUUGC